UCAUCACCAGCUGUCCUACCUUCCACCUCCACCCUUGAAGCUUCCAAUGCGGAUACCACAACCCUGCCUGUGAGAACCAGCACCCUCGAGCCCGAGACCGCCGAUGCCCACGUGAAGCGCCCCUACGAGAGCAGCAUCACCACCAAGGAGGAUGACCACAAGCCCCACAAGAUGCCCAAGGUGGAAGAUGAACCCGUCAUUGCCACCGAGAAGGCAGCAGCCGCAGACACUGUUCCGGCUCCUACUGGCACCAUCGUGCAGCCACAGGUUGUCCCGGGACUUGGUGCUGGCUCCGCUGAUAAGGCGUCGAAGGACUUGGAAGUUGCCGGACUUGCCACGACGGACAAGGAUGCUGGAGCUGCGUCCACCACGACAGUACCUCAGACUACCGACGCCGUCCCGGCCAAGGUUACCGAAGCUCCGUCCAGCGCGGCCGCUGACACGACCGCUGUCGCCCCAGUGGAAGCUUCUACCAAGCCCGAGACUGCUGCAGCCAUCGCUCCCUCUGAAGUGCCUGAGAGUACUGGCAGCGCCAAGCAGACGACCGAGGUGACACAGCCGGAGCCAGCGACGGCCACCAAGGCCCCGACCGCAGCCGCAGACAGCGAGCCUAUUGCGGUUGUUCCCAGCACCAUCAUCAGACCCUCUGGACGUGACAGCAAAGCAGCGGAUAAGACUGUGGAGGACACCACUGCUGCACCCACGGCCACUGAGGCUGAACAGCCCCUGAAGGUUGCGGAAGACAAGGAGCAGGCGACCAAGGCACCAGAGACUUCCAAGCGCCUCAGCGCUGUUCCCUCUACGAUCAAGGAAACGAAGCCCCAGGAGGCCCAGAAGACCGAGACCUCAGCCACCCAGGGAGUUUCGGCUAGUCAGAAAGAGGAAGGCGCUGCUGCCCAGAAGGCCGAGGAGGUCAAGUCGGAGCCUCAGGCGGAAGGCACCUCUGCUGCUGCUGCUAAGCCCGAAGCCGCUCAAGCCGGACAAGAGACCCAGCAAGCGGGCGCCGCUGCCCCCAAGGCUGAGGAAGGCAAGACGAGCGUUGAGCAGGCCAAGGAUACGGCCAAGGGCGAGGCCGCCAAGCCCCAGGAGACUGCGAAGUCGGAAAGCAGCAAGGCCGAGAAGCGCAAGAGCGGACUUUUCGCCUGGCUCAAGCGCAAGAUCAAGGGCGAGAAGAACUAGAGCUCUGCCUUGUUUCUCUGUGCUUUUCCUGCCGGAGGUGUUCUCCGGAAUGAACUUUUGGCUCCUUUGGCGAGCGGUUGCCGGCCCAGGAGCCCAUAUUGCUGAUACCCCAACAUGGAUGAUUGCAUGGAGUGAUGGAUAUUAAAAAAGCAAAACAAAAAAACCCAAUAAAAAUAUGGAAUAAGGGAAAAGAAAAAGAAAAAAAAAAAAAAAAAAAAUCAAGGCUAGGCAGAAAGAUACCAGAGAUAACAUAACGCCUUAGUAUGAUGAUGGAUGGCGGGUGUACGAUAUGAAUG
Molecule: messenger RNA, 1475 nt
Organism: Aspergillus piperis CBS 112811
Lineage: Eukaryota; Fungi; Ascomycota; Eurotiomycetes; Eurotiales; Aspergillaceae
Exons: 1
Coding region: 172-1179 (335 amino acids)
Source: RefSeq, a predicted model, not a curated record